CGCAUGAUUUUACUAUUAUUUACUUCCGCCGCCGAUUAAAAAAAGACACAGAAGAGCCCUUGCGCGUUUUUGUCCAGCAUUCUUUACGCAUAUACAAGCAACUAUAAAAAAGAACCAAAGAUGAACAGAGGACCUGUUGUACUUACAAUUGAUGAAGCAGAAUAUUUGUUGGAUCAGUUACCCAUGCCUGAUCGCGAAGAAGAUGCAAUGGUGACCAAAUUGCGCGAGAAGCUUCGUGCUCUUUUAACCGAGCUUCGAAAAGGUGCUGAAGGAACCCAAUAAGGGAAUGAAAAGAAAGCUAUAGCUGUUGUACUUGACAUUGUCUUGAAAAUGCAUACUAUAUCUUUUACUACUGCUACGUUGCUACCUACUUUGCAUAUACACAAACAAUUAAACUUUGCUCAUACACACAUAUAUGCCCUCAUCAUCGCUUUCCUACUGUGCUAUGUAGAGCGAGAGUUUAUACACGAGAGAGUCUUAAGUUGACGAGCAAAAGAGCUGAGAAGAGAGUGCACCGUAGAAAAAUAUGAUGGCUUGAUGAAAAUAUUUGGAAGGAAGGCAAUUGCUUGCUCAAUAGGUGUGGGAGGACAUAGAAACGGGAAUACCCUUACGAAUAAUGCGAGUAAUCCUAUUAAAGAAUCAGUCAUGGCUCAAUUAUCACUAAAACUGUCCAACAUCGUUUGGGUCGAAGAGU
This is a messenger RNA of Zychaea mexicana, 694 nucleotides long. RefSeq lists its product as uncharacterized. NCBI's taxonomy places the organism in Eukaryota, Fungi, Mucoromycota, Mucoromycetes, Mucorales, Lichtheimiaceae. The coding region runs from base 121 to 282 and encodes 53 amino acids. The transcript is spliced from 2 exons. The record is from RefSeq and is a predicted model, not a curated record.